Molecule: messenger RNA, 2361 nt
Organism: Dichotomopilus funicola
Lineage: Eukaryota; Fungi; Ascomycota; Sordariomycetes; Sordariales; Chaetomiaceae
Product: DNA replication factor C-like protein
Exons: 4
Coding region: 1-2361 (786 amino acids)
Biological process (GO): L-ornithine biosynthetic process; DNA replication; L-arginine biosynthetic process
Cellular component (GO): mitochondrial matrix
Molecular function (GO): L-glutamate N-acetyltransferase activity, acting on acetyl-CoA as donor; DNA binding; ATP binding
Source: RefSeq, a predicted model, not a curated record
AUGGCUGGUUUCAAUGGAUUCCUCCUCGCCCAAUUGAGGCAGUCGCGGGCCCAAUUAGGCCGCAAGGUCACUUGGACUCCGUCCCGGGCCUACUCGGCACCUGCUAACGGCUCCAUCCCGGCCGCGAAAAAGAAGUAUGUGCCAACCAAGGGCAGCUACCCGCUCGGCUUCCGGGCAUCCGGCACCAUAGUAGGCGUCAAGCCGGGCAACACCACGAAGCCAGACCUAGCCUUGCUCACCUCAGACACCCCCUGCGCUGCCGCCGCGGUCUUCACCAAGAACAAGUUCCAGGCAGCCCCUGUUACCUUCAGCCGGAAGCUGCUCCAGGACCGAAACAACCAGGGCAUCCAGGGCGUCAUCAUCAACUCGGGAUGUGCCAACGCGGUCACCGGGAAAGGCGGGUUGGAAGAUGCGGCCAAGAUGGCCCAGGCGGCCGACAAGAGCAUCGGCCAAAGCGACAGCACCAUCGUCAUGAGCACCGGCGUCAUCGGCCAGCGCCUACCCAUCGAAAAGAUCCUCAACGGGAUCCCCGCCGCGCACACGGCACUCGGCGGGUCCCACGACCACUGGCUGACCCUGGCCAAAGCCAUCUGCACCACCGACACCUUCCCCAAGCUGGUAUCGCGCACCUUCACCCUCCCCUCAUCACCGGGCAUCGAGUACAAAAUCGCCGGCACAACAAAGGGCGCGGGCAUGAUCCACCCCAACAUGGCCACGCUCCUCGGCGUCAUCGCCACCGACGCCCCCAUUUCCUCCGCCGCCCUACCCGCCGCCCUCAAGCACGCCGUCGACCGCUCCUUCAACAGCAUCACCAUCGACGGCGACACCUCCACCAACGACACCGUCGCGCUACUGGCCAACGGCGCGGCAGGCGGCAAGGAGAUCACCGCGGCCGAGGAGACCAACGCCAAUUAUCUCGCGUUUCGAGACCUGCUCACGGACUUUGCGGCGGAGCUCGCCCAGCUGGUGGUGCGUGACGGCGAAGGGGCGACCAAGUUUGUGACGAUCCGGGUGACGGAGUCGGCGAGCGAGGAGGCCGCGCGGCGGAUUGCGAGUACCAUUGCGCGCUCGCCGCUGGUCAAGACGGCGCUGUAUGGGAAGGACGCCAACUGGGGCCGGAUCCUGUGCGCUACGGGGUACUCGCUCAUCUCGGAGCCCGGGCAGCCGGUUAAUGAGGUGCCGGAGAUUGCGCCUGAGAGAACGAAUGUGUCGUUUAUACCGACCGAUGGCACGGCGGAGUUGAAGCUGUUGGUUAACGGCGAGCCGGAGAAGGUGGAUGAGGCGAGGGCUGCGGAGAUCCUGGAGCUUGAGGAUCUAGAGAUUCUGGUUCGGCUAGGCCAGGGCGAUAAACAAGCCACAUACUGGACUUGUGACUACAGCCACGAGUACAUGGUAGAAAAAUACAGACCCGUUUUUCUCGACGACAUUGUCGGCAACACCGAGACAGUCGAACGGUUGAAAAUCAUCGCGCGCGACGGCAACAUGCCACACGUCAUUAUCUCGGGCAUGCCUGGUAUCGGCAAAACAACAAGUGUCCUGUGUCUGGCGAGGCAACUACUGGGCGAUUCGUACAAGGAGGCAGUACUGGAGCUGAAUGCCAGUGAUGAGAGAGGUAUCGAGGUGGUCCGUCAACGAAUCAAGGGAUUCGCGCAAAAGAAAGUCACACUCCCCCAGGGGCGGCACAAAGUUGUGAUCCUCGACGAGGCCGACAGCAUGACAUCCGGCGCACAACAGGCACUCCGACGCACGAUGGAAAUCUACUCCAACACGACCCGUUUCGCCUUUGCAUGCAACCAGUCCAACAAAAUUAUUGAGCCGCUCCAGUCCCGGUGUGCCAUCCUACGAUACGCAAAGCUCACGGACGCCCAGGUCGUCAAGCGGCUGCUGCAGAUCAUCGAGGCGGAGAAGGUCGAAUACAGCGACGACGGGUUAGCGGCACUGGUAUUCAGCGCCGAGGGCGAUAUGCGUCAGGCCAUCAACAAUCUGCAGUCGACAUCGGCCGGGUUUGGGUUUGUCUCGGGGGACAACGUGUUCAAGGUGGUCGAUUCGCCGCACCCAAUCAAGGUGCAGGCCAUGCUCAAGGCGUGCUACGAGGGCAACGUGGAUGCCGCACUUGACACGCUGCGCGAGCUGUGGGACCUCGGCUACUCCAGCCACGACAUUAUCAGCACCAUGUUCAAGGUCACCAAGACCAUUCCUACGCUGAGCGAGCAUGCCAAGCUCGAGUUUAUUAAGGAGAUUGGCUUCACGCAUAUGAAGAUUCUGGAGGGAGUGCAGACGUUGCUCCAGUUGAGCGGGUGUGUGGCUCGCUUGUGCAAGCUCAACAUGGACCCUAAGAAGUUUGAGCUACCAAAGAAAUGA